UUGAGAUCAUCCGUAUUUUCACAUCAGAGCAUCGCUUUCUCUUGAAAGAACUCAAAGAAAAAGCAAAUAUGAGUCUCACUGGAGAAGACAAGGGAAUUGUUGCGUCCUUCUGGAGCUCCAAGGCUGCAGCCAAGGCUGAGGAGAUUGGAGCACAGGCUUUGGGCAGAAUGCUGGUUGUAUACCCGCAGACCAAGACCUACUUUUCCCACUGGUCUGAUCUGGGCCCUAACUCUGCAGAAGUGAAGAAGCACGGCGCAACCAUCAUGGGCACCCUCGGAGACGCUGUUGGAAUGAUGGAUGACCUUGUUGGUGGUCUGAACAGCCUGAGCGAGCUGCACGCGUUCAAGCUCCGAGUGGACCCUGCCAACUUCAAGAUCCUGGCCCACAACAUCAUCCUGGUUAUGGCCAUGUACUUCCCAGAAGACUUCACUCCAGAGGUCCACACUGCCGUUGACAAGUUCCUGCAGAACGUGGCUUUGGCUUUGGCCGAGAGAUACCGAUAAACCCAGACAAUCAACUG
Cololabis saira (Pacific saury) is the source of this 520-nucleotide messenger RNA. Its product is annotated as hemoglobin subunit alpha-A-like. Gene Ontology annotation, biological process: oxygen transport; hydrogen peroxide catabolic process. NCBI's taxonomy places the organism in Eukaryota, Metazoa, Chordata, Actinopteri, Beloniformes, Belonidae. The transcript is spliced from 3 exons. Bases 69 to 503 code for a protein of 144 amino acids. The record is from RefSeq and is a predicted model, not a curated record. Gene Ontology annotation, cellular component: blood microparticle; hemoglobin complex; haptoglobin-hemoglobin complex. Gene Ontology annotation, molecular function: haptoglobin binding; oxygen binding; organic acid binding.